Gordionus sp. m RMFG-2023 is the source of this 1836-nucleotide messenger RNA. Its product is annotated as metabotropic glutamate receptor 8-like. NCBI's taxonomy places the organism in Eukaryota, Metazoa, Nematomorpha, Gordioida, Chordodea, Parachordodidae. The record is from RefSeq and is a predicted model, not a curated record. Gene Ontology annotation, cellular component: plasma membrane. Gene Ontology annotation, molecular function: adenylate cyclase inhibiting G protein-coupled glutamate receptor activity. Gene Ontology annotation, biological process: G protein-coupled receptor signaling pathway. The transcript is spliced from 5 exons. The coding region runs from base 1 to 1836 and encodes 611 amino acids.
AUGAUAUACGGCAGUGAAAGUGUCCUCAAAAAUUUUCCUCUUACACAAUUGUUGAAUUUGAAAGAUAUCAAUAUCGGCGGGCUCUAUGAUAUUUACGAAAGAGAUCCCAAACAUUUUUCUCUAUGCUCAAACGAAUUAAGUCAUUCCUCUUUACUGAAAUCCUUCAGCAUAAUUUAUAUCAUUGAAACGUUUAACGAAAAAUUGUUCAGACCUACUUAUAACAUAAGUAUUGGAUAUUUUAUUGUGCCCACAUGCCAUAAUGGCGGAACUGCUCAAAUUCAAUGCAUAAUUAAAAAUGAUAUCAGGUACAAAAUCGCUUUGGUUGGUAUGAUCGGACCAUUAAGUAGUCAUAUGACAUCUUUCGUAUCACCAUUAUUAACGUAUUAUAAAUUACCUCAUAUUAGCCCUGAAGCAAACUCUUUAAGCCUUUCUAGAAAAAAAUUCAAUUACCUAUUUCGGAUAACUUCAAGUCAAAUAUCAUAUAUCAAUGCAUUGAUCAGUUUACUUCGACUCUUUAAAUGGAAUCAAAUAUCCAUAAUUUAUUCAUCCGCGUUGAACUUUGUUUGGCUUAAAGAUCAAUUAAAAGCUGCAUCGAUAUAUAAUAAGUUUUGCAUUUGGCACGAAAUUGAGAUAUAUACCACUACCGAAAAUGAAGCGCACAAAAAAACUUUCAAGACUUUGAUGAACAAUACAAGGGCAAAAGUUGUAUUUUUAUUUAUCGAAGACGGUCAUUUUGAGUAUGUCCUAAAAUCGAUAUAUUCCAUAAAUCCCGAUCCCGAAUUAAUAUUUGUGGGGAUUGAUACAUGGCCGGCAACAGAUGAAUUAAUAAGGCUGGGUUUAGCAAAAAUUCUUGAGGGAGCAAUAACGGUUUUUGAAUUUAGCAGUGAUUUAACUCAUUAUUCUUCAUGGUUGUUAAACUCUAAGAAAACUUCUAAAGCACUCAAUCCAUGGUCUUUUAGUAAUAAAAAUGGGCUUUUUCAUUAUAAAAACGAUAAUAAUUUCUCAGACAUUAUCGAUAUGGUUAAAUCUGAUAAGAGGAUUUCUUUAAGCAUGGAUGCCACUAUGGCUUUCCUAUACUCCAUAGAAGCUCUCAUAAAAGAUAAAUGUCAACAUAUUAAUAAAAGCCAAAUAAAAAAUUGCAUAGUUGAUAACAAUUUAAAAAAUUAUCUUCAAAAUUUAUCGUUUUAUGGAAUGUCUGGUCAAAUCCAUUUUGGCGUAGAUCAAACUGCAAAUAAUCCAUUAAAAAUUGGCAACUUUCUCAAACUCAAUAGCCAUUAUGAUGUUGUUAAUGUUGGCAGUUAUAAUAUGUAUGAUACGGAAAACGGAGAUCAAUUAAAAUUGAUAACCAAAUUUAAAUGGAGAAAUUAUACUUUUUACAAUGAUCUAACGGCACCAUCUUCAAGCUGUUCAACUCCUUGUAAAAUAGAUGAAUAUCCAGUGACAACUUCAAGUGUAUGCUGUUGGAUAUGUCGCCGUUGUUUUGAACGAACUAUCUUUACCCCAUCGGAUAUGUUUAGAUCCCAUAAUUAUGGGGAGUGUAUAGCUUGCCCAAAUUACAAGUGGCCGAAUUUAAACAGGACCGUUUUGAUGGUAGCCUUGUAUCUUAUAUUGGGAAAUAAUCCUGUAUAUCGGGUCGAAAAUAUUCAUGACUCUUUCUUGCUCACUAAUGAAACUAAAAAUAUUUCCUACAUUCCUUUCGUGAAUGAAUAUUGCUCUCCUUACCCCAUGAAUAGUGAUUAUCUUAUCAUAGAGUUAUGUUUUCAAGCUCUCAUUUUGUUGUACCUAAUAGCCCAAACCAUCCAAAUAAAUCAAAAAUUUAUUAAGGCCUACGCAUGA